Molecule: messenger RNA, 1434 nt
Organism: Durio zibethinus
Lineage: Eukaryota; Viridiplantae; Streptophyta; Magnoliopsida; Malvales; Malvaceae
Product: agamous-like MADS-box protein MADS1
Biological process (GO): positive regulation of transcription by RNA polymerase II
Cellular component (GO): nucleus
Molecular function (GO): DNA-binding transcription factor activity; RNA polymerase II transcription regulatory region sequence-specific DNA binding; protein dimerization activity
Source: RefSeq, a predicted model, not a curated record
CAAAGUACCCCUUAUCAUCACCCUUCUCCUUUUCCCAUACAAGGAGAAAUGGAUGGUUAAUGGAAUCUUAAAGUGAACAUCAAGCACCCUUCUUUAGCAUUCCUACUCCCUUUCUUUCUUUUUCUAUUUCUCCAAUACAAAUUCACCCAACAAAAUUAUAUAUACACAUUUUGUGUUGGCUGAUUGUUAAAGGGUCAAUUUUCAGUCUAUAAAUGCCCAUCUGCUAAAGCAGGCAAACUUCCCUUUUUUUCAACUCAAAACUGUUGCUCUAAUUAAACUAUAUUCAUCAAACGAAAGAGAAGAGUUGAAUUUAAUAAGAACUUCUCCCUAUAAUUCUUCCUUGGUUUCCUUACCAGCUUUCAACCACGGAGUUUCCUAAUCAAGAACCGGAAGGCUCUUCCCAGAAAAAAAUGGGAAGAGGUAAAAUUGAGAUUAAGCGGAUCGCCAACACCACUAAUCGACAAGUCACCUUCUGCAAACGCCGCAAUGGACUGCUCAAAAAGGCCUAUGAAUUGUCUGUGCUUUGUGAUGCUGAGGUUGCUCUCAUAGUCUUCUCCAGCCGUGGCCGUCUCUAUGAAUAUGCUAACAACAGCGUGAGAGCAACAAUUGACAGAUACAAGAAAGCAUGUGCAGAUGCGUCAAACCCAGGAUCUGUUGCUGAAGCUAACACUCAGUUUUACCAGCAAGAAGCCACGAAACUCCGACGACAAAUUCGUGAUGUUCAGAACAUGAACAGGCAUAUCCUUGGUGAGUCUCUUGGCUCUUUGACCUCUAAGGAACUCAAGAAUCUGGAGGGAAGACUGGAGAAAGGAAUUAGUAGAAUCAGAUCCAAAAAGAACGAAUUACUAUUUGCAGAAAUCGAGUUCAUGCAAAAGAGGGAAGUUGAGCUGCAGAAUGAUAAUUUGUACCUGCGAGCAAAGAUAGCUGAAAAUGAAAGAGCACAACAACAAUCAACCCUGAUACAAGGGUCUGUCUACCAGACUGAGACUUCACAGCCCUAUAAUCGGAACUUUCUCCCUGUAAACCUCCUGGAACCCAGUCAUGAUUACUCCAACCAAGACCAAACGGCUCUCCAACUUGUAUAAGCUGAUAUACAAGUAGCAACUAACGUUCUACCAACUUCAUCUCUGCUUAAGCAUAUCAGCUUUGGAAGUAUAUAUAGUAUAUAAAUAGUUGAAAACUAGUUGCUCAUCAUGAAAGUGAACUUAGGUUUGCAGUACUGCACUCCUCUUAACUGUUUUAUUGCAGAAAGGAUUAUUCUUGUAUUAUGUGCUUCCAAAACACUUGAUAAGUAAUAUGGUUGAUUCAACUCAAAAACUAGAUUAAGUAAUGCUGGACAUAAAUCAAUCGCAAUCUUAGGUAGGUAACAAAAUUGUUAUGCUUGGUAAUUGCACAGCUCAAUGAACCAAUAUAAAUCAUGUUUGCCACAUUGAA